Colletotrichum costaricense is the source of this 2532-nucleotide messenger RNA. Its product is annotated as amino acid permease. Gene Ontology annotation, cellular component: membrane. The transcript has 3 exons. Gene Ontology annotation, molecular function: amino acid transmembrane transporter activity; 2-dehydropantoate 2-reductase activity. The record is from RefSeq and is a predicted model, not a curated record. Bases 1 to 2532 code for a protein of 843 amino acids. Gene Ontology annotation, biological process: amino acid transmembrane transport; pantothenate biosynthetic process. Lineage: Eukaryota; Fungi; Ascomycota; Sordariomycetes; Glomerellales; Glomerellaceae.
AUGAUGGGAACAAAGAUAGAAGGCGACAGCGACAACAAGGUCGGAGGCCAUGUUGCAGCAUCAUCUCAUCCGGAAUCCAUUGAAGCUACGGAAACUGCGGAACUCUCGACCAAGCGCGGCCUCUCUGCCCGACAUGCACAAUUCAUCGCUCUUGGUGGAACUAUCGGCACCGGCCUCUUUGUCGGUUCCGGCAGUACCCUCGCCCGUGGCGGACCGGCCUUCCUCGUUGGCAGUUAUGUCGUUAUGUCAGCCCUGAUCUACAUGGUCUUGACUGCAGUCAUUGAGAUCUCGACGUACCUUCCGCUGCCAGGCGGCACCAUGAACUACUACGGCAGCCGAUAUGUCUCGCGAAGUCUCGGUUUCAUGAUGGGAUGGCUCUACUUCUACUCUUUUGCAAUCUUCGUCCCCUUCGAGCUCACGGCAUCAGCCUUGGUCAUUGAGUACUGGAAUCCGAAUGCCAACAACGCCGUCUGGAUCACAAUCAUGUUGGUAAUGGUUGUCGGCCUCAACCUUCUACCUGUGAAGUUCUACGGCGAAACGGAGUUUUGGUUCGCUGGACUGAAAGUCCUGACCAUUGUUGGUCUGUUGAUCCUCUCAAUCGUUCUGUUCUUCGGCGGCGGUCCAUCCCACGAGCGACUUUAUUUCCGGUACUGGAAGGACCCCGGCGCUACCAAAGAGCUGAUCGUUCAAGGAGACGCCGGCAGAUUCGUGGCCGCAUUAUCAACUCUCCUCAGCAGCGUGCUUCCAUUCACUUUUUCGCCCGAAAUGGUUGUGGUCACUGCCGGAGAAGUUCAGUCUCCUCGCAGAAACCUGCCAAAAAUCGCCCGCAACUUCUUCUGGCGAUUGAUUGUCUUUUACAUUGGCGGUACCAUUGCCAUCUCGGUCAUCUGCCCGUCCAACGCACCGGCCCUUACUAGCGGAAGCUCUGGAGCCGCGGCUUCUCCCUGGGUUGUGGGAAUCAAGAACGCGGGAAUCAAGGGACUCGAUAGCGUAAUCAACGCCGUCGUGGUUACGGCCGCCUGGUCCGCCGGCAAUUCGUUCCUCUAUCUGGCAAGCCGAUCUCUGUACUCAAUGGCCUGUGAAGGCAGCGCCCCGCGGAUCUUCAAGCGAUGCACCAAGCAAGGAGUUCCCAUCUACGCCGUCAUAGCCAGCUCGUUAUUCUCGCUUCUGGCUUACAUGAACGUCAACUCCAACGCAGCAGACGUUUUCAACUGGCUGCUGAAUCUCGUCAACACUGGAGGUUUCAUCUCCUGGGUCUGUUGCGGAAUCAUCUACAUCCGCUUCCGAAAGGCCUGCGACGUUCAGAAUUUACCGAAAUCAGCUCUUGUCGCACGAUCCUUUUUGCAGCCUGUUGGGUCAUACAUCUCGCUGAUUAUGUUCGGACUUCUGUGUCUUCUCAACGGUUUCACUGUCUUCUUCCCAUCUCGCUGGUCCGUGGCAGACUUUCUCUCUGCGUACAUCGGACUGCCUUUGUUUAUCGUUAUCUACUUUGUCCAUCGAUUUCUACAUCGCGCUGAUUCCUGGGCCAUCUCCUCUCAUGAGGUGGACCUCAAGACUGGACUCGCAGAGUUGGAGGCAGAAGAGUCAUUGGAGGAGCCCAAGGAAGGGUUGCGAGCGCGGUUCAAGCGCCAUAAGUCCGGAGACGCCGAGGUCACUGCUAUUCUCCGGUCCAAUUAUGAUCUAGUCCAGACCCAAGGCUAUCACAUCCAGAGCAUUGACCACGGGGAAAUUGCUGGCUGGAAACCCCAUCACAUGGAAAGACAUCUAGAAGACGCACUACAGCAUGGCCCUUUCGACUUUGUCUUGGUGGCUACGAAAAACUUGCCUGAUGUGUACUCGAUCCCAGAUAUCAUUGGUCCCGCGAUUGCACCCCAGACAUCAAUCGUGCUCGUUCAGAACGGCAUUGAUAUUGAGCCACCAUUACUCGAAGCCUUUCCGAACAACAUCUUACUCUCAGGCGUCCCGCUGAUAGGAUGCGAACUCCACGGACGCGAGAUGUUGCAUAAUGACCCAGAUAUUCUUCAGCUUGCGUACUGGCCAAAUCCAAAGUUUACACCUGAGAACCAGAGCACCGCGUGCGCCGCUUUUGCUCGGAUUUACAACAAUGGUGGUGCCAAAUGCAACAUCCAGACGGAUAUCUCUUGGUUCCGAUGGCGAAAGCUCAUCUGGAACGCUUCUUUUAACACCGUCUGUGCCAUAACGAAUUUGGACUCGGGCGCCAUUCAGGAUGCUGGUGGUCUGGACACCCUGAUCCGCCCAGCCAUGAGAGAUGUUGUGGCAGUUGCCCAAGCAGCGGGGCAUAUCUUCUCCGAUGAGAUCUUGGAUGACAUGGUUGCAUUCACGCCCAAACAAGCCCGUCUGAAGCCGAGUAUGCAGGUUGACGCGGUGAGGCAGAAGCCAAUGGAGAUCGAGGUGAUCUUGGGAAAUCCUAUCAAAACCGCGAAGAAACUUGGCGUGCUGGUUCCAACUUUGGAAUUUCUCUACAGCCUUUUGCAAACCAAGCAGUGGAGUUUCUUGAAUUUGGAGGAGUGA